UCGACCGUCGAUGACUUCAACGCAGUGGUCAUACCAAUUAGGACUGUUGUCACGGAUUACUUUCAACCACUGCUCUCACACGAUUCUCGUAUGCGUCUUUUCAAAUUCGAAUGACGCGUAUCGCGUCAUUGCGCAUGAAAUCGCUGUCAUAACAGGGUAGUCGUGAGUUGUUGAAACACUGUCGACGACUCGAGCUAAGCGGCUCGCUAAUGUCGAUCUUCGGUUAAAUAUUUUUCGGAGAGUUCCCAUAUACACACAAAUAGUGCCGGCCGAUUAAUCGCGUAUCCGCACAGAUUUGGGGGAAAAUUAUGUAGCUGCAAUGGUUGCGACCACAGCGACUGAUAUGACUGGUCCCAUAUAUCAUGAGCGACAAGUGAAGGAGCUUUGUGCUUUACACGCGCUAAACAACUUGUUUCAAGAGCGUGGAUUUAGCAAGCAAGAAUUAGACCAAAUCUGUUAUAGUUUAAGUCCCGAUGUUUGGAUUAAUCCUCAUAAAUCACUACUAGGACUUGGAAACUAUGAUAUUAAUGUUAUCAUGGCUGCUCUCCAAAAAAGGGGACGUGAAGCUGUAUGGUUCGACAAACGUAGAGACCCCAAGUGUCUUCGCUUAGACAACAUCGAGGGUUUUAUACUUAAUGUCCCAACUGAAUACAAGCUGGGUUUUGUGCUACUUCCUUUGAAACGACGUCAUUGGAUUGCUCUGAAAAAGAUUCACGGUGCCUUUUAUAAUCUUGAUUCAAAACUGGAUUCACCGCAAUUAAUAGGAAAGGACAACGAUUUACUCAUAUAUCUAAAGGACCAGAUAGAUAGUAAGGAGAAAGAGUUAUUCCUUGUUGUAUCUAGAGAGAUUGACAACAACCAAGGAUGGUUGAUAGAUACAAGUGAAAAUAAAGAUGACAAUAACACAGAUCACGAUUCGAUUAGAUAUAUCGAAGACGGAUAUCCUGAUAUAGAUUUGAAGAAGUCAGAAUCCAAAGAGAUGAAUGAGAACGAGGAAUUUCUAGAUAACAAAAAUUCUAGAUAAUUGGGGCCAUUAUACGCAUGAUCCAUUUAAUUGUUUAUUUAUUUAUUGCUUUGUUACGAAUUUGAGUGGGAGCGACCUUGAUUGACAUAGAAGACCCAGAAUUAUGAAAAUAAAGAGAGCGAAGACCAGAGAGAAAGAGAGAAAAAGAGAGAAGGAAAUAAUGGAAAUUGCACGUAAUAAGUGUCUAACUGAGUAUCUCACUACAAGAAAGAAUAUUCUACAAGAAUAUUUCCACUCAUAUCUACAUGUUAACACAAGCAAGACAUUUUUUUUAUUAUUAAUGUAUAUCCUCUCUUGUGUGAGAAGGGGCCCACUUGUAAUGGCACAUACCACACUGGAUACACUACAUAUAGUGUGCAACACCUUGUGGGUAACGAUGCAAUCUAAGAAAUAGCGUAAGAGAAUGUAACGUUGUAUUUAUUCAGGAUGAAAACAUCGCUUUAUUAAAACCAACAUGUGUAAGAGGAUAAUUCGUAUUUAAGAAACAGCAGCUACCCAUGUGAAAGAGUAUUUACGUCGUGAAAGAAUAUAUACAUGUACAUGUACGUGAUAUUAUUUAUUGUGAUAAUCAUAUCUGUCAUUUUAAAAGGCUUGUGUAAAUAAACAGACACUUGUAAUACAAAAUUGUUACGAUACCUUAGGUGCAAUUAAUUCUUUCACGCAAUGAAAACGCUUAUAAUUUAUUUCAUAUAUGUAAUUUGUAUGUAUAAAAUUUAUAUUUAAGUAUUAUUGUGUGUUUAUAUCAUAAGAGCGUAAAGUUUAUUUUUAUCAUCGAUAUGCUGGUCUAUGAACAUAUAUCUGGUGUAUGAACAUAUAUUUAAGUCAUGAAUUUAAGUAAGCAGCAAGUAAGUAUAAUUAGCAAUAAUUUAUUUAUUUUUGUUAUUGUACAGCCACAAGAAUAAAAAGAACGAUUCACUAUA
Dinoponera quadriceps is the source of this 1944-nucleotide messenger RNA. It is a transcript of the gene Josd, whose product is annotated as josephin-2. Gene Ontology annotation, biological process: protein deubiquitination. The coding region runs from base 320 to 1024 and encodes 234 amino acids. Gene Ontology annotation, molecular function: cysteine-type deubiquitinase activity. NCBI's taxonomy places the organism in Eukaryota, Metazoa, Arthropoda, Insecta, Hymenoptera, Formicidae. The record is from RefSeq and is a predicted model, not a curated record. The transcript has 4 exons.